AUUGUUGUUUUUGCUCCGAAGUAAACAAAAGUUGGACGAAUGUUUGGAUCAUAUUAUUAAAAAAGCUAAUGCAGGAUAGGAAAUCAGAAGACAUGGCCAGGAAAAGGACCAGAAAAAGGAGCAAGCAGCGCAGUAGAAGACGGAGAAGUGAGGGAAAGCCAAGACCACAAACAACUAGAGAUCGGGAUCAGUGGACCAAUGUUGCUCAAAUAUACCAAAGUCUAUUCGAAUGGCACCACAAUCAUGUGAUGAGCCUCUGCUCUCCGACAGAUCAGAACCAGGAUCAGGAUAAUGAGGAUACUACUGAGGAAGCUGGAUCAUCGCAAUGCCUUGACUAUGUCUAUGAAAGCUCCUCGGAGGAGGAGGAAAACGAACCCAUUGACGAGGAGUAUCUGAAGUUCCUGGAGGUGACCAUCAAGCAUCAGCAGGAACUGAAAGAUCGAAGAGCUGCCCAAACCACCGACUCCGUAGAUUAGGAUUAAGAUAACCUUCUUGUUCAGGUGAUUCUUAAUAUGGAAAACCUAUGAUAACCAUCAGUGGAACUUCUAUCUGCCUCAAAGAUAUACAAUUGUAUAAAACUAUUUCGAUUUUUAAAG
Messenger RNA from Drosophila takahashii, 596 nucleotides. RefSeq lists its product as uncharacterized. NCBI's taxonomy places the organism in Eukaryota, Metazoa, Arthropoda, Insecta, Diptera, Drosophilidae. The record is from RefSeq and is a predicted model, not a curated record.